Messenger RNA from Torulaspora delbrueckii, 441 nucleotides. RefSeq names its product Mim2p (gene MIM2). The transcript has a single exon. Gene Ontology annotation, cellular component: mitochondrial outer membrane. Gene Ontology annotation, biological process: protein insertion into mitochondrial outer membrane; mitochondrial outer membrane translocase complex assembly. The record is from RefSeq and is a predicted model, not a curated record. The coding region runs from base 1 to 441 and encodes 146 amino acids. Lineage: Eukaryota; Fungi; Ascomycota; Saccharomycetes; Saccharomycetales; Saccharomycetaceae.
AUGAGAAAGCUUACUUUCGCGAGAUGCCAAUUGAUGAGUAAUAGAAGUGAAAAGGUUAGGAGGCUGGAUAUGAGCGUUGGGAAUCCUUUUGAACCAUUGUUGGCAUUGAGACAGCCCGAUGGUGUUGGAACCGGUGAUAUUUUUGGUGAAGAAGUCGUGGUAGGAGGGCUGGAUCUUUCCUAUGAUGAGAUCGACUUCGAGGACAGCGAGGGCCAAAGUGAGGAUGAGGAUGGUGAUGACGAUGAAUUCGAAUACGAUACGGAUGAGAUAGAUGAUGUUUUCGAGUCGCAAUUACUUAGUGCGCAGCAACAGUGGGAAGAAUCGUUAGAACAGUUGAACAAGGUGCUCAAUUGGGUGCUCUUACCACUCGUAGGCAAGUUUAUGGGAAGAAGGAUGGCCAAAGUGCUGUGGCAGCAUGCAAUGGAAUACCUGUGGAGUUGA